AGCAGCGAGCAGAUGGCAGGGCGGGCCAAGCCGACAAUCCCCUAAUCCCAUCAGCGCCGCGGGGGCUGAGCAGAGCCGAGCCGGGCCAUGGCGGGCACACGGGCACACGGCUACCUCCUGCACCCGCUGCUCUCCCAGCUGUGCUGCGGUUGUCAUGGGCUCCGCAUGUCGACGAACACGCGGAUCCUCUACACGCUCCUGCAUGUCCUGGCCUCUGCCGUGUGCUGCCUCAUGCUGUCCCGCACUGUGGCCCAAGCCAUCACAGAGAAGGUGCCCUUCUCGGUGGUGCUGUGCCAACACCUGCCUGGGGGCACAGACUGUGAGCGGCUGGUGGGCUCCUUGGCCGUGUACCGGGUCUGCUUCGGCACCUCCUGCUUCCACCUGGCACAGGCUGCCCUGCUGCUCAACGUGCGCUCGAGCUCUGACUGCCGUGCGCAGCUCCACAAUGGGUUCUGGUUCCUGAAGCUGCUGGCACUGGUGGGCCUCUGGGCUGCCAGCUUCUUCAUCCCUGAGGACAACUUCAUCCAAGCCUGGCACUACACGGGUGUCUGUGGGGGCUUCGCCUUCAUCCUCAUCCAGCUGGUGCUGAUCACGGCCUUUGCACACACCUGGAACAAGAACUGGCUGACAGGCGCCGCGCAGGACAAACGCUGGUACCUGGCCGUGCUGCUGGCCACGGCUGCCUUCUACACCCUUGCCUCCGCCGCCUUCUCCUUCCUCUACAAGUUCUACACCCACCCGGCUGCCUGUCACCUCAACAAGGCACUGCUCACCAUCAAUGGCAGCCUCUGUGGCAUCAUGUCCUUCAUCUCCAUCACACCCUGUGUGCGACUCAAGCAGCCACGGUCAGGGCUGUUGCAGUCCUCGAUCAUCAGCUGCUACGUAAUGUACCUCACCUUCUCUGCGCUGUCCAGCCGUCCCCCGGAGAGAGUGCUCUACAAGGGUCAGAACCUCACCGUCUGCUUCCCGGGCGUCCGGCAGGAUGAGCUACAGACAGAGGACACCACUGUGGCCAUGCUGGGCGCUGCCAUCAUGUACGCCUGCGUGCUCUUUGCAUGCAAUGAAGCCUCCUACCUUGCCGAGGUUUUUGGGCCCCUCUGGAUGGUCAAAGUCUACAGCUUUGAGUUUGAAAAACCCUCCUGUUGCUUCUGCUGCCCCGAGAAGAUGGAGGAGGAACUGAGAGGUGGGUGCACAGUGGUGCAGGAAAGCAGGCAGAACCUGUGUCCCAGCCUGGGGGUGAGUGAGGGGAGCAUGCAGGAGCUGCCAUGCCCCCACGCUCUCCCAGGAACCGAACAGACAUGUGAGCAAGUGGAGGAGAGAGCCAGGGGACAGUUCAUUGUCCAGGAUGAGCAAGACCGGGUGGUCUACAGCUACUCAGCCUUCCACUUCGUCUUCUUCCUUGCCUCGCUCUACGUCAUGAUGACCCUCACCAACUGGUUCAGCUAUGAAAAUGCAGUGCUGGAGACCACCUUCACACAUGGCAGCUGGUCGACCUUCUGGGUGAAGGUGUCCUCGUGCUGGGCCUGUGUCCUGCUCUACCUGUGGCUGCUGCUGAGCCCCUUCUGCCUCCACAGCUCGCCAGAGCACCAGCGCAGCAGCACGGGGCCACGUGUCGUGCGGCGACGACGUGCCCCACAGCGCAUCAAUGUCACCACAUAGUCCCUGCCAGGAUGAACUGUACCUGGGGCUGGUCCCUGCUGUGUGCCCUGUGCCUGGCCCUGCCUGGUCCUCCUGGCCUCCCCUGAUCCCCCAUCCUAGGAGAUGGAGCAUCUGAGAGUCUGAGGGGGUCCUGGAAGGUGAAUGCUUCCAGGGACACCAGCCCUGUGCUGAGCCAGGACCACCCAAGGGGCUGGAGCAAGCCACAAGCAGGUGCUCAGCCCCCAGUCUGGAUGCCCUGGCACCCACAGGGUGCACUGGGGGAGCAGGGCUCUGCCUGGCCACCCCUGCUGUGAUGUGUUCACUGUAAAUACCU
Messenger RNA from Myiozetetes cayanensis, 1972 nucleotides. It is a transcript of the gene SERINC4, whose product is annotated as serine incorporator 4. Gene Ontology annotation, cellular component: membrane. Lineage: Eukaryota; Metazoa; Chordata; Aves; Passeriformes; Tyrannidae. The record is from RefSeq and is a predicted model, not a curated record.